CGUGGGGGCCGGUGACGCGAGCAGGUGCUCACGAGAGGCCCCGGAGGCGGGGCUCUGCCGGCUGCCCAGAGAGCGGCAGCUACUAUCUUAGCGCGAAUCAAGGCUGUGUGACCAGAGAGCCCAGCGUCUGGCCAGGACAGAAUGCUUUGAUCUCCAAGCUGUUUUAAAUGUAGUAGAAAAACCAGAUACUGUGUUGCCAUUAGCCCUUGGCCCACCUUUAAGUGGUAAUGCAGCUAGCUUGGAUGUCUGAAACUCUUUAGGCACCCGUAUUGAAUCCAGGUCACUGGCGUGAGGACUGCUGGAGUUAUUCAAGAGCUAGUCAUCCGUGCAGGAUAACCACACAACAAAAAUGUUUGCUAAACUAAAGAAGAAAAUUGCAGAAGAGACUGCCGUUGGUCAGAGGCCAGGAGGUGCUGCUAGGAUCCCACGGUCAGUGAGCAAGGAAUCAGUUGUCUCUAUGGGAGCUGACUCAGGAGAUGACUUUGCUUCUGAUGGAAGCAGCUCCAGAGAAGAUCUUUCAUCUCAACUUUUGAGAAGGAACGAACAGAUACGGAAAUUGGAGGCCAGACUUUCUGACUAUGCUGAACAGGUCCGAAACUUGCAGAAGAUAAAAGAGAAGCUUGAAAUUGCAUUAGAAAAACACCAGGAUUCUUCCAUGCGGAAAUUUCAAGAGCAGAAUGAGACAUUCCAAGCCAACAGAGCCAAAAUGGCAGAAGGACUGGCUUUGGCAUUAGCCAGAAAGGACCAGGAAUGGUCAGAAAAGAUGGAUCAGCUUGAAAAGGAGAAAAGGUUUCUGACAGCUCAGUUACAGGAAAUAAAGAACCAGAGUUUAAAUCUUUUCCAAAGGAGAGAUGAAAUGGAUGAAUUAGAGGGGUUUCAGCAACAGGAACUAAGUAAAGUAAAACACCUGCUUUUAAAAAAAGAAGAAAGUCUGGGAAAAAUGGAGCAAGAGUUGGAUGCACGAACCAGAGAACUUAGUCACACCCAGGAAGAAUUGAUGAUCUCUAGUCAGAUGUCAUCAGACUUGAGCCAGAAGCUGGAAGAAUUGCAGAGACACUGCUCAGCGCUGGAAGAGCAGAGAGAUCAUGAGACAUCUUCAAAAACAGGUGCAGAAAGUAAAAUCAUAGCCCUGGAACAAAAGGAACAAGAACUGCAAACAUUCAUUCAGCAGCUUUCCAUUGAUUUGCAGAAGGUCACUGCUGAAACUCAAGAGAAAGAAAAACUCAUCACACAUUUGCAAGAGAAGGUUGCAUCCUUGGAGAAGAGACUGGAACAGAACUUAUCAGGGGAAGAACAUGUACAAGAACUCCUGAAAGAGAAAACAGUUGCUGAGCAGAAUUUGGAGGAUACCAGACAGCAGCUCUUGGUAGCCAGAAGCAGCCAAGCCAAGGCCAUUGAUGUCCUGGAGACUCGGGUGGAAGAACUAGAGCAGAGCCUGCAGGCCUCCGAGGAGAAACUCAAGCAGAGCAGGGAGGUUGUGGCUGCCCAGGAAGCUCAGAUCCAAGAGCUUGAGAGCAACCACACGCAGCAGCAGGCCCUGGCUCUGGAGCAGCAGUGUGCGGAGCACACCCGUGCCCUGGAGGCCGAGAUCGCCGCUCUGGAGAGAGUACGGGUGGCCGAGCAGACGGCUGCGGAGCACGCAGUGAGAGAGCUGGAACAAGAAAAUGCAUCCCUUAAAGAAAGCAGGAAUGAAUGUGAGCAUUCUUUACAACGUCACCAAUUUGAACUAAAGAAGCUAAAGGAAGAAUGGAGCCAAAGAGAAAUUGUGAGCGUGGCAAUGGCUCAGGCCCUGGAGGAGGUGCGGAAGCAAAGGGAAGAGAUCCAGCAACAGGCUGCUAACCUGACAGCCAUAAUAGACAAAAAGGAGCAGAGUCUGCAGGAAAAAACUGAAGUGCUUCUCCAGAAAGAGCAGGAGAUUCUACAGCUGGAGAAAGGUCACGAUGCGGCCCUGCUGCAAAUGCACCAGCUACAGGGUGAGCUGGAGGCCCUGAGGAGCCUGCGGGCCGAGGAGGCUGCAGCAGCUGCGGCGCGGGAGGACUUGCUGAGGCUGCGAGCCCAGGAGCAGGGCACGGCCCUCUUGCAUGUGACCUCGAAGGCCAUGCAGGACCCUGUGUACCAGCUUCCGGCUGCAGAAGGAACACCGAAUGGUGAGGUUGGGGCCAUGGGUCUAGGGCAGCUACAGAAGGAAAAACAGGACUUGGAGCAGCAACUUGCAGAGAAAAAUAAGACCAUAAAGCAGAUGCAGCAGAGGAUGCUGGAGCUCAAGAAGACUCUGCAGAAGGAACUGAAAAUCAGACCUGAUAAUGAGCUUUUUGAAGUCAGGGAGAAACCCGGCCCUGAAAUACUGAACAUGGCUCCUUCUGUCACGAAUCAUGCUGACCUGACUGAAGCCCGCGAGGUCAACUUUGAGUACCUUAAACAUGUUGUUUUAAAAUUCAUGUCCUGUCGAGAAUCUGAGGCUUUUCAUCUUAUAAAAGCUGUGUCAGUGUUGUUGAACUUUUCUCAAGAGGAAGAAAACAUGCUCAAAGAAACUCUGGAAUAUAAGAUGUCGUGGUUUGGGUCCAAACCAGCUCCCAAGGGCAGCAUCCGGCCAUCUAUCUCCAGCCCUAGGAUACCAUGGUCCUAGAGGGAACUAUCCAAGGACGGAGCUCCACGGGUUGACGCUUUUUCUGUGAAAAGAACACUGACACACCAGUCUGGGUGGGUUUUUAAUCACUGUAACUGCAGUAUUUUGUACAAGCAUCUAAACAUUGUUUACAAGACUUAAAGCCCACUUCCCUGCAGGCUGACAUGAACCUCAGGAGGUAGCUGAUCCUGUGUCAUUCUGGUCACCAAAAGGGAGGGACCUGGCACACUACCCAGAUUUCCACAGCAUUGCUAAUGUCCCAGCUCUGGCCAGCACCCUGUCUGCACCUGAAUCCUCUAACUUUUAAUGUGAGCACUUAAAGCUAAAGCGACCAGCAUCGUCAGGAGGCAACUGAUUUCAGGUAGUGAUGGCACUGGAGGUCGGCAGCCCUUGGAAGUGGUGCCCAGCAAGCCAAACCCACCUGCUUCUGCCAUGGACAGCCAGCUCGGUGGGGGAGAGGGAGGCCUUUUAACAGUUCCCCUCGUUAGCAUAUUUGGCUUCAGAUGAGUAAGAAGAGGAUUUUUAGCCCUUCCUCUCAAAACAUUAUUUCACCUUGUGUCUCAAACCACCUAGUACUUUAGAUGGGUACAUCUUUAAGGUACUCUGGGCCAGUGUGGAUUAACAAAGGAUGUGCCGCUUUCUGACGGCAUCUCCAUUUUACUAAAGAAAACUAGCACUUACACAGAAAGAUCCUUAGUACCAAAUACACUCAAUUGCCUUUUUAAUGAAUGUACUUGUCUUGGAUAGGUUGCUGGUAAACCAUUUUAAACUAUUUUUUAUAGCUAAAGUUCUUCACUAUUAUAAAUAUGUCUCCUGUAUUAUAAAAUCCACUUCAUUGGUGUUCUUUACAGGAAAAUCAGAGCAUCAAGAAGUUCUUAUUCCUAAACUUAGGAUUCCUGUCCCUCUGUAGUUUCACUAGCAUCUCCUCUGUGAAGCAGUGUGGUCCUUCAUUCACUCUGCUCUUAAUUCUGUGCUGUGCUACGCUACCACUGAGCAAACGCUAAUCAGUUUUUCUACCUAAGGACAGUCUGCUGUGAUCAACAGAAGCAGCAGCUGUCCCUUCCCCCAGCCUUGACCAAAACGUGGGAGGCAGUCUAGAGCCUCUGUCCCCCCACCCUGCCUCCAAAUAUUUAAAAUGACACUACAUCCAUAGAUGGCAGCCCCCAGCUGGCUGCAGUCCUUGAGCAGGCACAUGGCUCCAGUGGUGACUGAUAAGAAAUCGUAUUCAUUAUUACUGAGGAAAAGGGAACAUGCUUGUUCUGGGUAAGCCACAAUAUUGAAUCUAAAGGGAAACCAUUUACUGAUUUAUAGUUUGAUGAAAGUUUCACUGGUUAAAUAAAAAACUGAAUUUAUAACUGGAGCUCCUAAACUUAUGAUCAGUUAUCCAAUGAUGUAAAGUUAUGUUUCUCAGUAAUGCUUGGGGAGGGGCGGGGGGCAUAUAUAUAUCUCACAGACCAAUAUUUGCAGUUAACCUACUAAAUUUCCAUGAAGUUCCAAGCCAGGGCAGCAUCACCUUAGUCCAAACGAACCAUUCUCCUGUUACCUACCUACCUCAUGUGGCUCUUCCUUGCAGAUGUCUCUCCCUUGUUUAGAAUGCUGUUUUGCAUUUAACCUGGUAGGGACAUGAAACGAAAGUCCCUUCUAUUCUGCAGUUCUGAAGAGUAAGAGGUAGCUUUUUACAAAGUAGGAUUUACCCUCCUUCUCAGCUGUCUAGGAAAGAAGCCCUAAGAUUGGGUAGUUUAGGGCUUGCAGAGGCAGCCACAGCACUUCUGUGGAAGCCUGGCCAGACUCCUGUGGCUUCUUCAGCCCUUGAGCUGGUCUCACCCACCUCCCUCCCCCAGCAGUUUUAGGUGUAGCUGUGGGGCCCAUUACUGAUUCUGUUCACUCUUAGGGAGGAUUCACUCUGAUUAGGCUUUUUCCUCCUGCAUGUUGAAUUUCUUUCAGCUUUAAGAGGAAGAGUGGACUAAAUAUUCUAAGUGAUUUAAUGCACUUUUACUUGUAUAAAACUUACUGUGAUAGAGACAGUUUAUAUAGCCCUUUAUAUGAGAAUUGGAUAAUGAUCUCUCCCUCAAUGUUGUAAAUAGGGAUUGAAUUAUCUAAAACUGCUGUAGAAAAUUCAUUUGUGGUGCAAUACACUUUUUGAUUAAAGCUCUUCAAUCCAGA
Messenger RNA from Galeopterus variegatus (Sunda flying lemur), 4789 nucleotides. It is a transcript of the gene GOLGA1, whose product is annotated as golgin A1. Gene Ontology annotation, cellular component: Golgi apparatus. The transcript is spliced from 24 exons. NCBI's taxonomy places the organism in Eukaryota, Metazoa, Chordata, Mammalia, Dermoptera, Cynocephalidae. The record is from RefSeq and is a predicted model, not a curated record. The coding region runs from base 350 to 2626 and encodes 758 amino acids.